CCCUUUCUACUGCGGAAAGCUUGUAUUUACUAAGUAAAGGAAACAAAACAAAUACGAGUCUAGAAUGAAAAAAUUAUCUAUAAAAAUAAUGUAUUUUAUUAAAAUGGGAGUUGGUUGACAGCCUAGGUGUAUUUCAAUACUGUAUUUUAAUACAAAGGACAUGGAUAACAUCAGAAAGAAUAUACUGGCAUUAGGCCUUGUGAUUUUGGUGGUAGAAUAUACGUUUGUUAUUUGUGAUGGAAUACGCUGGACAAAAUACCAUUACAAUGGCAAUACUGGACAUAAACACGUCGAACCGAGAGAAAAAGUCUUUACUGCUGAAGUAAAGGACCCUGUUGCAUGCGCCAAGCUAUGUCACACAAACGGUGUUUGCAAAAGUUUUUCCUUUCAAGCAGAAACUAACAAGUGUUCAGGAUGCAAAGGAACACUCCAUUGUGAUGCAGUAGCCACCGACAACCCACAGGACUCUGCAACAUCAGCGUUCUUUUCAACUGUCAAGGAGCACAGUGGACCAUCAUCUGUGCGUUUAGCUGGUGGACAUAUUGAGUACGAGGGAAGGCUAGAAGUAUUUCAAAAUGGACAGUGGGGAGCUGUCUGCAAUGACAGUUUUGGCAAGAAAGAAGCAAUGGUUGCUUGCAAAAUGCUAAACUUACAAUGGGACUUUGCGAAAACGUAUCCUAGUGCUCAUUUUAAUGAGAGUACACUACCAAUCCUUCUUGGUGAUGUUUCAUGUUCCGGUUCGGAGAACAGCCUUUUCGAGUGUUUGCAUCGUGUGUGGGGCGAAGUUGAUUGUAGACAUGGCGAGAAUGUUGGAAUAUCUUGUUCACCAGUUUCUUCCGUACGUUUCGGACAAAGAUCCUUCAAUUGGUCUGGAGCACUAGAGGUGUUACAUAAUAAACACUGGGCCCCAGUGUGCGCCGACAAUGUUGACACAGAAAAAGCAAUGGUUGUUUGCAACAUGCUCAACUUGACUUGGGUAGGUGUGAGAACAUUUGAUUCCCCAGCCGAUUCAAAGGAUACAGCAACAAUACGAAUGGAUGAUUUUACAUGCACUGGGUCGGAGAGAAGCCUAUCUGAAUGUCCUCACUAUUCUGUGGGCGAAAGCGAUUGUAGUCUUGGUUUUACUGUCAUCAUAACAUGUGCACCAAUCUUUCAUAUACGUCUCGCCGAUGCAGAGAGUUUACGCAAAGGACGUGUUCAGGUAUCUUAUGAUGGGAAAAUGUGGUACUCAAUGUGUGGGUAUGGCUUUGACAAAAAUGCUGCUGAAGUUUCGUGCAGAAUGUUAGGAUACGAAACAUCGAGUCCAUACUUUGAUGCCGUUGACGACUAUGAUGGUGAGGCGUUCUUCGCCAGCAUUAUAUGUAAGGGGUCAGAGGAUUCCUUGCUGCUCUGUACUUUUCAUCAUAUGGACCACUGUGAUAAUAGAAAAGUCUUUACAGUUGAAUGUCCAUGAACAAGUUGCCACUUGUUGAAAUUCAAUUUAACUUUUCUAGGAAUAAAACUGACAGAACAUUUUUCAAUGUGAUGUUUUGCUAUUCUUAUUGUCGCAUUUGAUUGAUUGCAAUACUGUACAAUCAGACGAUAUUAAAGUCGAGUCUUUAUGUGAAAUAAUUAUGAUUUUUAAUCGAUUUAAUACGAGAAGAGAGUCAUUGACGGACUAAAGCUGAUUUAGAUAUAUAGAUUUUUUUAUUCUAAGACAAUAAUAAUAAUUAAAUAUACUUACAGUACAGUUUUUUUUUCUCCGGUUUAUUAAGUGAAACUAUUUCUAAAUCUGAAAAUAAUACAUGAUUUAUCAGUAGGACACGAACAAGAAGCGACAUUUUCUAGCUGAUUGCUUUUUAACAGUUUUUCCGUUCCUUUUAUAACUAUUUUUUGGAUGUAAAUUGAGAUUUUUGUGAGCAUAUGUGUUCUAAAAUAGCAUGUUAUCUUACCUAUAUUAACUUAUUAUAUUAUUAUCUUAUAGCUGUCAUGAACAAAAAUUGAAAUGUAUCAUUUCUGGUUAGAGGAUUGCAUGUUUUCCACAGUCUACUGUUCGAUCCACUUUUUCUAUAGCAGGGUUCUAUCAUGAUUGCUUUUAAAUAUAUUGUAAAAUUUUGAGAAGGUAUUUUUUCUAAAUUUUUCCCAGUCCAGACUUUGUUUUACACAAGGACAGUCCUUUUUUAAUUAUUUAAUACUGCCAUUAUGGAAAACAUUUUAACAUUCAUAACAAUUCUUCUACCACCCUUGAGACAUUCAGGCUAAUGUUUAACUGGAUCUUGCAAACUGAAGCAGCAACUCACAAUACACGUUACCAAAUAGGUGGAAGAAACAGUAGAUGACUUACCCUGGAAAUGCCCGCCCGCUUAGCUCAAUAGGGAGAGCGCAGAUCUACGGAUCGCGGGGUCGCGUCCAAGCCCUAGGCGAGGCGUAUGUUCUCCGUGGCGAUUUGAUAAAAGACAUUGUGUUUCAAAUCAUUCGUCGCUGAUUCAUGUGGAUAAGUUGGCAGUUACUUGUGGAGAACAGGUUUGUACUGUUAAAGAAUCCAAGAACACCGGUUAGGUAAACUGCCCGCAGUUACAUAACUGAAAUACUAUUGAAAAACGGCCUUAAUCCCAAAACAAACAAAUUAUCCCGGAAAUACGUAUUUCUCUUCUUAUUUUCAUUUGUUACUUUUAAGUUUGAAAUAUCUAUUUCUAUAUCUGUACUUCCGUUUGUAGUAUGCGAAAUGAAUGUUUGUGUUUUUUUUGGACUACAUACUUUUAAUCACAUUUUUUAGAUUUAUCGCGUAUUACAACAAAGACUGCAGAUAAGCCAUAAAAGCACACUACCUGUUUCCUUGGUAAUACAUAGGAUAUCAGUUAUGUAAUAUUUUACGCUAACUGGUGAAAUACUGAAAAAUAUAAGUGAGAUAUUUCUCUAUAUCUAUCACAGUGCCGAACUUCUUUUUUUUUUUUUUCAGAUAAAAUUAUUUCCCUUGAAAUAUAUUCUAUAAUAAACUCCCUUUGUUGCCUUUAUCAUGGCUGGUAUCUUAUUAUUAUCAUAACAUUCAAGCCAUACAGGAGACAUGUACAGCUAGAUAAUCCUACAUAGGACAAGCUAGCUAUAAUAAACUUUGCAAAAGAAAUAACAGUAGAUCUAAUGCUCUAGAAAUGUUACCUUGGUUGUUUGGCCUUGUCGUUAAUGUAGCUAUAAAUUCGUCUUUCCUCCACUUUUCAUCGGUUCCUCAGUAUCGUAUGGUAGAUUUUACUGGCGACAGCACAUUUAGUUGGUUGUUGUCUAAGUUUAUUAUUACAAGACAUCAACUCAGCCUUACGUAAUAUGCCAGCAUUUUCGCCGAUAUUCUUCCCCACCCAGCCAGGCAGUUGUGUUCCAAAUUCCAUCCCUAUUCGUUAUGCUAUACAGCUCCUAGACCAAUAUUACCAUUAAAUCCAUGAUGAUAUUUAAUUCUGCAGCUUGAUUUUCCAAGGACUUUCGGAUAUUCCCUAGUUGUUUACGUUUUUCGGGUUGUUUUUUAAUCUGACCUUUAGCGUUUGUAAACAAAGCAAGCUUCCGGUUAUUCAACGAACUGAUGGCAUUGACCGAAAAGUUUAAAAUAUGCUUACAUAACUACUUCUGUUCGUCGCGGAUUGUGCAUUUUUUAACAAAAUAUUUUAAAUGUAGAUUUAGUUUUCAAAAACAAGAUGGCGUCGUGUUGGUUUUACGGACCUAAUCACCAAUAUUCGAUAUUAAUGUGCCUGAGUGUCCAUGGUAAUUCAGCGGAUGCAUCAUAUAAAACACGGCAGCCUAAAUAAAUCCUUUUAUCAUCAUGAAGUAUUGGUCUUAUUUGAACAUGUUAAAAGCAUAUAAUAAACAGAAAAUUCGUUGAUCUUCACCAGUUAGCAUAAAAUGAAAAGAAAAUUUGUUUGUUUGCAGUGUGUUAUCGAAAUAUAUCUUCACCGAAAAGGGAGACAAUUCUGAUAUUUUUAUUCAGGCUCUGGCUUCAUGAAUAUAUUCAAUUGUCUCCCUUAUCGAUGAGGAUAUGAUUCGAUGUCACACUGCAAACAAACAAAUAUCCUCUACAGAAUAAACAUUUUAACAUAACGUUACUUUGAUAUUAACUGGAGCAUUCAGAAAAGCGAAAUUUUUAAAGAAGUUAGACAUUACAGAUGAUGCACUGCAAAGAACUACUUGUAAAAUAAUUGUUUUCUAUUUACUAACUCUGUGCUGGAAAUACUCUUUUAAGUUGUUUGAAAAUCAUUGUUUAAAUGAUUUGUUACAGCAGUUGUUAUAAUCAGAUAGGAAAGUAAGGCAUAAUACCAUUUUACAGUCUGUAGUAGUAAAUCUGAGGUGACCAAUUAGAAAUCUUGCUAUGUGUAUACGUAUGAUAGAAAUAAAGUGUGAAUGAAUA
Messenger RNA from Mercenaria mercenaria, 4366 nucleotides. Its product is annotated as neurotrypsin-like. Gene Ontology annotation, cellular component: membrane. Lineage: Eukaryota; Metazoa; Mollusca; Bivalvia; Venerida; Veneridae. The transcript has 7 exons. The coding region runs from base 161 to 1453 and encodes 430 amino acids. The record is from RefSeq and is a predicted model, not a curated record.